AGGCUGCUAACUUCUCCCUUUGCAGUGAUAUUAGCAGCAGCAGCAAGGAUGCCGGCUGGACACGGUGUGCGAUCAAGGACCAGAGAUCUCUUCGCUCGUCCCUUCAGGAAGAAGGGUUACAUCCCCCUCUCUACUUAUCUCAGAACAUACAAGGUAGGCGACUAUGUCGACAUCAAGGUAAACGGUGCGGUUCACAAAGGCAUGCCCCACAAGUUCUACCAUGGCCGCACCGGUCGCGUCUGGAAUGUCACCAAGCGCGCUAUUGGUGUCGUCAUCAACAAGCAGGUUGGGAAUAGGAUUAUUGGGAAGAAAAUUCAUGUUAGGGUGGAGCAUGCGCAGCCGUCGAGGUGCAGGGAGGAGUUUAAGUUGAGGAAGAAGAAGAAUGAUGAGUUGAAGGCUGAGGCCAAAGCUUGUGGUGAAAAGAUUAGCACUAAGAGGCAGCCUCAAGGACCUAAGCCUGGAUUUAUGUUGGAGGGUGCUACUCUUGAAACUGUCACUCCUAUUCCUUAUGAUGUGGUCAAUGAUCUCAAGGGUGGUUAUUGAUUUUUCUUAUUUAUGAUUUCCUAUGCUUUCAUUUUUAUCAAGAAUUUCUCGUGUUUUGUGAGACGUGGAUGAACUUGUACUUUUGUUAUGUGUAAUUUAGCUUCAUACAAAGUAGACUACUAUUAUUUAGCAUUAUCCUUUCGUGUGAGAUAUGUAUGUCUUUCCUUUGGUUCUGAUGAAAUUGACUACGUAUCAAUCUGAAUAGAUUAAUUUGGGGGUUUCAGUC
Messenger RNA from Populus euphratica (Euphrates poplar), 769 nucleotides. Its product is annotated as 60S ribosomal protein L21-1-like. Gene Ontology annotation, cellular component: ribosome. The coding region runs from base 49 to 543 and encodes 164 amino acids. Gene Ontology annotation, molecular function: structural constituent of ribosome. The record is from RefSeq and is a predicted model, not a curated record. NCBI's taxonomy places the organism in Eukaryota, Viridiplantae, Streptophyta, Magnoliopsida, Malpighiales, Salicaceae. The transcript is spliced from 2 exons. Gene Ontology annotation, biological process: translation.